Molecule: messenger RNA, 288 nt
Organism: Rhizoctonia solani
Lineage: Eukaryota; Fungi; Basidiomycota; Agaricomycetes; Cantharellales; Ceratobasidiaceae
Product: cytochrome C oxidase subunit 6B
Exons: 6
Coding region: 1-288 (95 amino acids)
Cellular component (GO): respiratory chain complex IV; mitochondrion
Source: RefSeq, a predicted model, not a curated record
AUGUCUGACGCUGCGGAUCUCAAGACAGCAAACUCGUAUGCUUUCCCCCUUAGGAAAUACGUCCUCCAAACCGCCGGCUUUGACGCCCGUUUCCCCAACACCAAUCAGUCCAAGCACUGCUACCAAAAUUACCUCGACUACUACAAGUGCAUCAACGCCAAGGGUGAGGACUUUGCUCCAUGCAAGCAGUUCUACCGUGCGUUCCAUUCGCUUUGUCCCAACGAUUGGAUUUCUCGCUUCGAUGAGCAAAGGGAGAAUGGUACUUUCCCCAACACUCUCGAGCCUUGA